AUGCUACUGAGGUGUUAUGAUCAGGCAGUGGCUCCUCAUCAGGUGGCAGCCAUUGCGGGUCAAGAGGAUCCAGUGCAGCCGGAGAGUCACCAGGACUGGGCGAACCGGGAAUACAUUGAAGUCUUCACCAGCAGCAUCAAGAAAAUCGCGGACUUUCUCAACUCAUUUGAUAUGUCUUGUCAUUCAAGACUUGCAACACUAAACAAGAAAUUGACAGCCCUCGAACGGAGAAUAGAGUACAUUGAAGCACGGGUGACAAAAGGUAAGACCCUUACCUAG
This is a messenger RNA of Zalophus californianus (California sea lion), 279 nucleotides long. Its product is annotated as probable protein BRICK1. Gene Ontology annotation, biological process: regulation of actin polymerization or depolymerization; actin filament organization; cell motility. Gene Ontology annotation, molecular function: protein-containing complex binding. Bases 1 to 279 code for a protein of 92 amino acids. Lineage: Eukaryota; Metazoa; Chordata; Mammalia; Carnivora; Otariidae. The record is from RefSeq and is a predicted model, not a curated record. The transcript is spliced from 2 exons. Gene Ontology annotation, cellular component: SCAR complex.